Molecule: messenger RNA, 2628 nt
Organism: Emys orbicularis (European pond turtle)
Lineage: Eukaryota; Metazoa; Chordata; Testudines; Emydidae
Product: dapper homolog 2-like
Exons: 4
Coding region: 1-2052 (683 amino acids)
Biological process (GO): negative regulation of nodal signaling pathway
Cellular component (GO): cytoplasm
Source: RefSeq, a predicted model, not a curated record
AUGGCCCGCAGAGCUGUGCCGCCCUCCCUCUGGUCCGGGAGCGACCGAGUGCGGAUCGGGGAGCGGCUUCAGGCCAGCCUGGCCGGGAUCCUGGAGCUGGGGCUGCUGAGAGAGACGCAGAAGGGAACCGUGGAGAGCGCCCUGGGCAUCGGGGAGCCGGCGGGGGCUGUCCCAGGGGGGCAGCGACAGCAGGGAUGGGGCAGUCUGGGGGCUAAGGAACCGCUGCCCCCAGCUAAGCUGGACCGGAGCAAGUCUGAGGACCUGCUGGGCAUCCCUGAGAAGCCAUGUGUCUCCUACUGUUCCUCCGAGAGCAUCGACGUGGGACGCCAAGCCGGGAACAGGGACAGCAGAACGCCAGCGACGAGCCUGGCCUUGAGAACCGCCGGCUCCAGCGAGCAGCUGCUGCUCCCCAAGAGGCCCAGGGCACAGACAGAGCUUAGCUUCACUGCACCAGAGAUCUCAGAGGCCGACUCCAGGCCCAGCUCAGGGUUCUACGAGACCAGCGAGAUGGGCUCCCUGUCCGACUCCUCCACGUCCAUGCACAGCGAGUGCCCGGGAGGCUCGCACUGCAGCGUCGGUUCCCUCUCCCACCUCCCAGGCCUACGGGACAGUGGCUGUUCACGGCCACGCUCCACUGACGAGGCCACCGUCCGGCUUCUCGACCUCCGGCUGCAGCGGGUAAUGGCACCCAAUGCUCCCAGCAGCCCCCAUGCUGCUGCCAGGAGACCAGUCUCAACAGGGGACCUGGAGUUCCUGCUGAGCCUGGGUGAGCUCUCUCCAGCCUUCCCUCAGCUCCUGCAGUACAAGUGCGACCUGGUGUCCCGCAGCACCAGCGAGAUCUACCACUACCCCAGCCCGCUGCAUGCCGUGGCCUUGCAGAGCCCACUCUUUACCAGCGGCCUGUCCCGAGGCCCAUCCCAGGAGGACCUCAGCGAGCGGGCAACCAUCCCCACUGUGCAGGAGGGCUCUCCCCAGAGUGGGACAGACCCCUCAGAGGAGCAGCGCCAGGUCCAGCUGGACCGUUACAUCGCCAAGCUGGUGCUGAGGUACAGGUGUCGGUCGGCGGCUAGCCGCACAGAGCCUGGCUACCUGGCAGGGCACCAGAAGAGCCAGUCCAUGUCAUCGGUCUGUGGCUCCCCGCUGGGAGCUGGGCCGCUCCCCGGCUGGAAAAUCCGCAGGCGCAUUUCUACCUGCUCCCACCUCCGCUCUCCAGAGGGGCCCGACAGCUCCCAGGCCCUGGACGGCCCAGGGGGCCGGGGCUCCACCGCCUCCUCUGUGGGGUCCAGCGAGCGUUCAAUGGGGUUGCUCCUGGAGCAGCUCUCGCUGUGCCGGGAGCAGCCAGAGGGAGCCGGCUGGGCUGAGGCCUCGUCCUGUCAUCCCCAUGUGGUCAGGGUCAAGGCCUCCUCCAGGAAGGCCCUUGGCACUGAGCGGGAGCGGCUGUACAAGGGCAAGCAUGCCUCGCGGGAGUUGGUGAAGGCAGGCGAGGGUGCGGAGCGCAGCUGGCUCAGCCCGCGGGAGCUGCUUCGCAGGAUCAGCCUCCGGCGCAGGCCGGCUCUCCGGGCAGAGGGCGGGAGCCGCUGCAGCUCAGAGGUGAACGUCCGCACGCCGAGGCCUGUGUAUCGCUGCAGCUCCCAGCGCUGCCUGGAGCCCCCGGGCAGACACAAAUGGGCAUCCGUCCUGGAGAUCUCCAGCCAGGCCCUGGGGAGGCCGAAAGCCGAGCCCUUCCCCCCACCAAGCCGCCAGCUGGCCUUCUCCACAGACUCCUGCUUCCCUGAUUGCAGCCAGCUGGAGCUGCAGCCACAGCGGGCUGAGGGCAGCAGUGCCUCCAGCCUCAGUGAGGUGGAUGCUGUCAGCCUGAAUGGGGAUUGGCGACUGCGGCAAUUGGGCCAACCUGGGGCCCGCCCACUCCAUGCCUCUGCCACACUGGAUUCCAGCAACCUGGCCAUGGCCAGCUUCAAACUACACAGGACCCGCUCCUUCAAGGAGCUGAAGAGGAUGGUGAGCCGUUCCUUCAGGCCUCUGGCUCCCAAGGCCAGUGGAGUCUCCAAGUGACCUCCUCUAGCUGCAGCCUGCUCCCAAAAGCCAUGUGGCAAAACCCCCAGCUAGCCCCAUCCUUUGGGGGGGGACCCUAUUUACUGGGACUGCCUCCUCCCCACAGAGUCUUCACCGUCCCCUCUUCAUGUCUCUUCUCUGUGGUAGACAGCCGACUGGAAUUGGCAGGGCCUGGUGCUUCACCCACCCUGAUUGCCGACAAGUUGGGGAGGGGAUUUAGAAGCAGCCCCUGCCCAAUGCUGGCAGAGUUGCAGUGACAAGGCUGGCACAGGGGCACCCUCUCCCUACAGUAUGGACAGGCCAGAACAGCCUUCUCCCUGAGAGGCAGGAAGCUUGAAAUAGCCCCCCAACUUCUAAGGGUGGGACGGGGCAGGGGUCCCACUGGGCUCUAGGGACUGUAUCUGGGCCCCUAGUGUGGGCUUGAAAUCAAAUGUUCAACAGGUACCAUAGGCCCCUGCGUCUCCCAUAACCUAGGUGUGUCUGGGUGCUGUUGUCUGCCCAGCUGCAGCAGGCAGGCGCUCUGUGUAGGUGGAGCUGCCUGGCUCUGGCUGCACCAAGGAGCCUCAUUGCUGGUGU